UUAAUUAGUCACUGUGACCUCUUAUUGAGAAAAUUAUUUCCAGAUAUUGGAUACACUGGAUGCUGUUCUUGAUGUUGGUGGUGUAUAUGAUCCUGAUCGUGAUCGUUAUGAUCAUCACCAGAAAGGCUUUACUGAGGUUCUUGAGCAUGGAUUCAACACCAAGCUAAGCAGCGCUGGACUUGUAUAUAAGCAUUAUGGGAUGGAGAUAAUUGCAAAGGAGCUUCAGCUUGACGAAGGACAUCAAGAUGUUCUACGCCUGUAUCUUGCUGUUUAUAAAAGCUUUGUUGAGGCAAUCGAUGCCAUUGACAAUGGAGUUAAUCAGUAUGACACAGAUCAGCCGCCAAGGUAUGUAAGUAAAACAAAUUUGUCUUCAAGAGUUGGGCGCCUUAACCUGGACUGGAUGGAUCCUGAUCAAUCAUCUGAGAAAGAAAAUGCAGCCUUUCAUAAAGCAAUGGCUCUUGCUGGAACUGAAUUUUUGGAGAGUGUUCGUUAUUAUGCAAAGUCUUGGUUACCUGCACGAUCCAUUGUUAUGGAGUGUCUUGCAUCAAGAGGAGACAUUGACCCUAGUGGAGAAAUCAUGGCUCUGAAUAAAGAUUGCCCUUGGAAGCUUCAUAUAUUUGAGCUUGAAGAGGAGUUGAAGAUUGAUCCUUCCAUCAAGUACGCUCUCUAUCAGGACGAUAGAAGCAAAAAUUGGCGAGUGCAAGCAGUCGCGAUAUCUGCAGACAAAUUUGAGAGCCGCCGACCUCUCCCACUUCCUUGGAGAGGCCUGAGAGAUGAAGAGCUUUCAAAAGAAUCUGGUAUUCCUGGAUGCGUCUUUGUACAUAUGAGUGGAUUCAUUGGUGGGAAUCGAACUUAUGAUGGCGCCUUAGCUAUGGCUAGAGCUGCUCUCAGAUUUUAAUUCUGCUGAAUUUUUGAUUUAUGUUCCUAUUUCAAAUUGAAGGAGACUUUUUUCUCCUAGAGAGAAAAACAUUGUAUUAUUUAGACACAACAAGAUCUUGUAUCUUUUGUUAACUUGUUUGCGGAGGUCAUAAUUUUUUUUGACCUUUCUUGGGAUAAUGAACAAUUUAAGAGGAAAGAAGAUUUGAUAAAAUUUGCUAA
Molecule: messenger RNA, 1098 nt
Organism: Asparagus officinalis (garden asparagus)
Lineage: Eukaryota; Viridiplantae; Streptophyta; Magnoliopsida; Asparagales; Asparagaceae
Product: UPF0160 protein MYG1, mitochondrial-like
Exons: 6
Coding region: 200-898 (232 amino acids)
Cellular component (GO): cytoplasm; nucleus
Source: RefSeq, a predicted model, not a curated record